AUGAGGGCAGAGGGAAUGUCCCCCCUCCUGGCUCUGGGGCUCCUGGUGGCUGGGUUGCGCUCCAGUGUCCACUGCCUCCCAGGGGGCGGGCUUGACCCGGAGGAUGUGACCCCAGAGGACCAACACAAAGGGGCACCUGUGGACGACCACACAUUCGUCUCCAGCAACACUGACUUCGCCUUCAGCCUCUACAAGCAGUUGGCUUUGAAGACCUCCAAUGAGAACGUCAUCUUCUCCCCCCUGAGCGUCUCCAUGACCUUGGCCUUCCUGUCCCUGGGGGCCCAUGGACCCACCCCGACAGAGACCCUGGAAGGCCUCAAGUUCAACCUCACAGAGACCCCCGAGACAGAAAUCCACCAGGGCUUCCAGCACCUCGUGCAGACGCUCGGCCGACCCAGCGACCAGCUGCAGCUGAGCUUGGGCAACGCCAUGUUCGUCCAGGAGCAGCUGAAGCUUCUGGACAAGUUCAGGGAAGAUGCCCGGGCGCUGUGUGCCUCCGAGGCCUUCUCCACUGACUUCCGGGAUUCCGACACUGCCAAGAAGCUCAUCAAUGACUAUGUGAGGAAUAAAACGCAGGGGAAAAUUGUGGAGUUGUUCAAGGACCUUGACAAGCUCACAUAGAUGAUGCUGGUGAAUUACAUCUUCUCUAAAGCCCAGUGGAAGAAGCCCUUUGAUCCCAGCCAUACUUAUAAGUCAGAGUUCCACGUGAACGAGAACAGGACAGUGGAGGUGCCCAUGAUGACCACUGGGGGCCUGGAAACGCCUUACUUCCGGGAUGAGGAGCCCUGCACCGCGGUGGAGCUCAGGUGCACCAGCGACGGCAGUGCGCCCUUCAUCCUCCCUGACGAGGGCAAAAUGCACGACCUGGAGGCCAAGCUGCUCCCAGAGACGCUGAGGAGGUGGAGAGACUCCCUGCAGCCCAGAACAAGAGUUCACCCCCUCCUUCCAAAGUUUUCCAUCUCCAGCGAUUAUGAUCUGCAAGACUUCCUUCCCCAGAUGGGCAUGGGGAAAGUCUUCCCCCCGGCAGCUGGCCAGUCAGGCAUUAAAGAUGCAGAGGCGCUGGUGGUUUCCCAGGUGGUCCGCAGCGCUGUGCUUGACGUGGGCAAGGAGGGCAUGGAAGGAGCUGCUGCCAUGGGAAGCAACUUGAUCUACAAAACUGGAGAAGUGAUCACUAUGCAUUUCAACAGGCCCUUUAUGUUUCCCACACUCAGUAAAGACACGAGCAUCAUCUUUUUGGGCAAAGUCACCAACCCCAGUCAAGCCUAG
Delphinapterus leucas (beluga whale) is the source of this 1266-nucleotide messenger RNA. The record is from RefSeq and is a predicted model, not a curated record. NCBI's taxonomy places the organism in Eukaryota, Metazoa, Chordata, Mammalia, Artiodactyla, Monodontidae.